GGGGGGCGGAGAGUGGGAAGUGGUUGUGUGUAUUUGGCAAUAUUAAUCCGUUCGGUCCGACGUCGCUAAAGGUUAACGUGCCGGUUUGAUGUUUGUUCGAACUGAUGAAAGGUUACGAAGCACACUUUGGCUCCUCUCAUGUAGCUGUCAAACCAGAAGGAUACACUUGUACCAAUGGAGGUGAUGGAAAGUCCUCUCAAUCUCGCUCAUCAGCAGAGCAGAAAAGCGGAUCGCUUGGUGGCUGUAGGGAGAUAUGAGGAAGCAAUCUCCUGCCAUGGAAAAGCUGCUGAAUUACUCAGUGAUGCCAUGAAGCUGACACAGUCUGAGCAGGCUCGUCUGUCGUUGGAAUUGCAAAGGGAUAGCCACCUGAAACAGCAGAAACUGAUAGAAGAGAAGUGGAAACGAGCCAAAAGAGAGAAACUUCGAGUAUAUCAGAGUGCUGCACUGACAAACCGGGAGACCACCACACUUCCUCAGUCAUCUCUGAAACCUUCCUUGACUGCCCCCAGUGAACAGCAAGCCCCAGACUCUGCACUGGAGAGAUUUAGCCCACUAGACCGUGAGUAUGACACGUGGCUGUAUCUUCUAAAGAACAAAGGGACGACCGUGGAAAGUGCAUCUGGAGCUAAACCCCUCAAGGAUGACAAAACACGGCUGGAAGAACAAGAGACUGCCAUUAAUGACCUAAAAAAGCUUGUGGACUUCCUCUUGGAUGAAAAUGAGAAGCUAACUCAAGAAAAUAAACGACUAAAAGCGGAAAACGCCAGGCUCAAAAAAUCCCCGCUAGAGAGAGAACCUUAUGCUGACGCCGACUUUGUGGAAAAGUCCGAGUUGUGGAGUCUCUCACAGCCCUCGGAGGAGAGGAAGGCAAAAGACAUUCCAAUACCCAGUCUUCCUCCUUUGGAAAUGCCUGCUCAGGCCUUCUCACUGGAUGACCUUCCAGUGUUAGAGCUUCCAGAAGACAUACAGAAUGAACUUCAACAGCUAAUGGACAGUCAGGUGAAGAGUGCCAGGGAGAAAGUGUAGUGCUUACGUGGAAAGGACUGCUGGGUGAUGAGUGCGCUGAAAAGUGCUAGCCAGACUCACGUGUGAACCGAUACAAGUUCUGCGGAGCUUCUUCGCUCGGCUGCACGGGUGCCCCACCGGUUAGGCUGUUUUUGUUGUUUUUUUUUUUUUCCAGUACUAACUACAUCUGUUUUCACUUCCAAGGUACUGCAGAUGCUUUGGCUAAGAAUACACAAUAGUUGUGCCUUUGCUUCAGUUUUGAUUUGAAUGCCUGUCUCCAUAAUCGAAGGGAAUUAAAGAAAUGAGUACCUCUCAGUGAAGAGAGCUUCUCAAAGAGAAAUGACCUGCCAUUCCACAUCAGCACUGAGUGCAGCAUCUCAAUCGCUUUUCAAAUCGCAGAAUGCAGGGAGUCCCCUGGCAUUGUCAAGGGUUCAGUUGCAUUUGAUGACUGAAUUGGGAAUUUAUCUGUUGUCCUGAGAAGUGACCAUAAAGUUCCUAAAAUGUAAUUAAAAUAAUGAAGAGGUUUAAAAGACACUUUAUAUUCCUCUUCUGUUUGGUUAGUCUUUCUACAUGAUUAUCAUCAUCACUUUUUUCUUUAAAUCUGAAAUUGCUUAGAGUCACCCGGGCUCAUUUUGUCAGAUUGUGACAAAUGUAACGGCAACGAUGUUUACAGUUUUGAAAAGUGGAAAUGUGUUUGUGUACUUUCACUCCCCCAGCCAUCCUUUUUACUCCCAAAUCAAAGGCGUUGCUGGAAUGCUUGUUACUAGAAUCCAAUGUGCCCUUGAGGAAACUCGUCGGAUGUCAAACGGCCAUUCUUCCUCGACACAGGGCCAAGUGUAACGGUGCCGUACUCUGGCUGUGUACUUUUCAGGAAUCGAUUUGAUCACCUGAGCCUUUUGUCUUCAAAGGAGGAAUCGACAAGGACUUUGUUCAGGCUUUUAACCGUAUUUUGUACUCGGUCCCUUCUCCUGGAUUUACGGACUUGUGCCACAUAUUUGAAUGCUUUUCAUGUGAUGCAAACUUCUCGAGCCAGUAUGCUGGCUUUUAUUUAUGUUAUAAUGAGGGAACCAAAUCAGCAAUGUGUUUUUUUUUUUUUUUUUUCUCAUGUCUCCGUGAUCAGUUUACAUAACAAA
This is a messenger RNA of Erpetoichthys calabaricus (reedfish), 2138 nucleotides long. It is a transcript of the gene nrbf2b, whose product is annotated as nuclear receptor binding factor 2b. Lineage: Eukaryota; Metazoa; Chordata; Cladistia; Polypteriformes; Polypteridae. The transcript has 4 exons. The record is from RefSeq and is a predicted model, not a curated record. Gene Ontology annotation, biological process: autophagy. Bases 175 to 1026 code for a protein of 283 amino acids.